AAUUAUUCCUAUCUGAAAACCCAAACGAAGAACAGUCGGGUUCGAGUUCAUUUCAGUUGUUUGUUUUUCGAGAGGUGAACUGUGCAAUAUGUAUCGUGGAGCAUGCUUGGUUUUAGCUUUCGGAAUAUUUUUUGCCCUUGCGCAAAACGCACACGGCCUGCAGUGUUGGAAAUGUUCCUCUGCGUAUGACGUCACCUGCAGGGACUACUUCAAUAUAACUAGGAUCGAGAUAAACAGGAGGUACUUUGACACAGCCAACUACGGUAACAGACAGGUGCAUCCUGUAAGGACCGACCCACACGUAGAGAUCUGCGAUGACAUGCACACCUCCAGCUACAACCAGAAGAACGUAUGCCUGAAGACCGUCUACAAGGGUGCCCAUGGAAUUCCUGAAGUGACCAGGGGAUGCAGGAUGGUUCAGAAGACCUUGAAAUCCGGGGAGUGUCCUGAGGAGCUCAAGGACAAAAACAAAGAAUUCGAGUUCUGUGGAACCUGCGAGUCCGACCAAUGCAACGCCGCUGGUAUGAUCAAGACUAACCUCUUCCUUGCCGCAACAGUGCCGGUUGUACUUGCGGUUUUCGUACGGAAAUAAUUUUGUUGAACUCUUGUGGCGAGUGAUCUGUUAGUUUAUACGAAAACGGGUACGACAAAGUCAAAAUGGUUGAAUUGGAUAAAGAGUAGAAAAUUUCCAACGUUGUUCAAAAUAUUUUUGAUAUUAGAAAUGCGUAAAAAUACUAAAAUAAAUUAGUACGGCUCUGGAAGAAGAGGGUAUUUUAUCUUGUAAUAUCCCGUCGUUAAAAAAGUUAUUAUAAAAUUGUUAAAAAAUUAUUCAUAAUUCAAUCAGCUUAACGUCAAUUAGCAUUGUUAAGGGCUCUACAUUAAAUCUCCCGAAUUGGAUUUUUAAAGCUUUAAUUUAGCCAAGCCAUAGGCGUCGUUAUGAAACAAGCUGAAGGGGUUUAUUUCUGAGCAGAACAUUCAUAUAUUUAUAUUUUUAACCUAUUUUUUAUUAGUAGUUCUACAUCGGUUAAGAUUUUGUAAACCUAUUUUUAAAUAUUUUGUAAGAAUCUUUACCCUAUUUAAAAGCUUAUAGCUACACCUAUGGACAAACAAUUUUUAGUUAAUAUAUUUUUCACAUAAACGGAAUGAAUUUGAACAUCGUUAACAAUUUUAUUAUAACGACAAUAUUAUUUUUUCAUCCAACUUCACAAUCCUCUAUAAUACACACUUUUUUGUAUCUUUUCUGUACAUAUUCCCAAACUGAACAAAUGUAGAUAUAUACGUCGUUUUUAUUUAACUUAUUUCGUUUAGUUUCUAUGUUGUAAUAAAUGUUAAUAAACCUUGAAUAAUA
Molecule: messenger RNA, 1348 nt
Organism: Anoplophora glabripennis (Asian longhorned beetle)
Lineage: Eukaryota; Metazoa; Arthropoda; Insecta; Coleoptera; Cerambycidae
Exons: 3
Coding region: 89-592 (167 amino acids)
Biological process (GO): regulation of synaptic transmission, cholinergic; sleep; positive regulation of voltage-gated potassium channel activity
Source: RefSeq, a predicted model, not a curated record